Molecule: messenger RNA, 3420 nt
Organism: Cynoglossus semilaevis (tongue sole)
Lineage: Eukaryota; Metazoa; Chordata; Actinopteri; Pleuronectiformes; Cynoglossidae
Product: phosphatidate cytidylyltransferase 1-like
Exons: 13
Coding region: 1610-2992 (460 amino acids)
Cellular component (GO): endoplasmic reticulum membrane
Molecular function (GO): phosphatidate cytidylyltransferase activity
Source: RefSeq, a predicted model, not a curated record
UUCGAAUAGCGUGUUGCUAAUAACCGGCGUCGGAGCUUUCAAAAAAACUUUAUUGACAGCUGUCAAUAGACAGGACAGUCAGCAGCGGCCGACGGGCCGUUUUCACCCGCACAGUGUGAGCUCUCUGGUCGUGUUCGAUGAUCGGACCGUACAGUGUGAGUACAUAAAUCGUGAGCUUUGGUCGUACAUCGUAGACGAUUACUCGUCAAAAAUCGUACAGUGUAUGCCCGCCCACGAGAGAGGGAGAGAGAGAGAGAAGUGCGAAAGAAGGAGAAUUAACUGCAGACUUAUGUCAAGUUUGUCAGGGUAAAAACCGGAAGUGGCGGGACUCAUCCUUCAAAAUAAUGUUACAGUUGGAGGAAAAUAUAAACGACGGUUUGGAAAUAAACCGUUUUUUAAGUCUACAGGAGGGGCUCCGCGACCAUUAGGGUGUUGGCAUAGGUACUGUAAGGGGGUGGGAUAUUAUUUUAUGUAUGAUGUUUUUGAUAAUUUGUCGUGUUAUGUAUUUAGAUUCUUUCCGUCAUGGACCUCGGUUGUGGCCCACGACACCAAGCCAAUGUGUUCAUGUGUUUUCCAGGAAGAAUGUUUUCAAGUAAUCAAUGAUGUAUUAAAAAGAAGCAAGAUAUUUACCCGUUAUAAAAUGGCUCAGUAAUCUGCAGACGAUACAGAAGAUUGGUGCACUUCGCUGGACCUCCUGUUCCCAAAGGCCGCUGGGUUCACCCCCAGCUGCUGGGUGAUCUCUCCUUCUUACUCAUUCUUUGUUACUUAUACUUUUGCCCCACCUAGUUUUGAUGGGUCUCAACCAGUGACUAACAUGUUUAUGCUCUGUUACUGGGCAGAGCUCACAAGGCACAGCAAGUUUCACCAACCAUCUGGCCUUGGCAGAAUGGGUCACAGUCAAAACAAGUUGCACAGUCAGUUUCAUAAAUUGGCAUCUUAAUACUCAUCAAUUUCCAGUCAAUUCGAUUGUAUAUAUAUGUCACAUGAAAUAUUUUUGUUCAGAAUAAAAUUAAAAUUAAAAAAGUGAUUUAUUUAAAAUUAAACUAAAGCAGAACCAACUAACAUGGUUUAUACAUUGCACCAGGCCAAUAUAAAACCAAAUGUUAUAAAGUAAGGGGGCCCUACUCAAUUUCUCCAACAGUUUUACAAUAACACAAACUUACCAUGGGAGGCAGUGGGGGAUCGACAACAUUAUUUUCUCGGUUGAUUUUGGUGUAAAAGGCAUCUGCUGAAUAAAAAAUAAGACAUGUAGCAGUAGGAGGCGCAUAAAGCCUUACAGCGUAGUCAUUGUCAGUAUUUCAUUAACACAUCAACCGUCCCUGAAAGUCUCUGAACUCAAGCUUUUAUAAUGAAAGUCUACCAGAAGUGAUGGGUCGUCACUGACAGGUGUUGGCGGCAUUGGGACAUACGGGGACUGCGGUGAUAAACAAAUACACGCAGUGAAACGUCACAGACUCUGCUGCAGUUUUAACACGGAACUGAAAAGAUGCAGUGAGUUUUACAUGGGUCAGAACCUGGACCUGGCCUGAACCAGAACUCCUGAUACGGUGUAUGUCACACCUACCCAUUAAUACACUCACUAACACAGACAUACACAGAGCGGAGGAACAUGACGGAGUUAAGGAGGCGAGGAGGCGGCGGAGACGAUGGAGGAAGAGCCGAGGACAUGAGCGACAAGGAGGCGGACUCGGACCACAGGCCUCAGUCCGAUGCUGAAGUUGAUGCAGACUUGGAUGUGGACUGUAAAGCAGAGGGCACAGAUGUUCCUGAUGUUCUUCUGUCCACAGCUGACACUGACAACACUCCAGAGUGUCUGAACAAAGCUCUAGAGGGGCUGCCACCCAGAUGGAAGAAUUACUGGAUCCGUGGAGUUUUGUCAAUGGCCAUGAUUUCAUUUUUUUUUCUCAUCAUCUGCAUGGGACCCAUUAUUCUCAUACUAACGGUGAUGAUGGUGCAGAUCAAGUGUUUCCAGGAGAUCAUCACCAUUGGCUACAGAGUUUAUCGUUCGUACGAGCUGCCGUGGUUCAGGACUCUGAGCUGGUGUUUCCUCAGGUAUUUCCUGGUCUGUGUGAACUACUUCUUCUAUGGCGAGACCUUGGCUGACUACUUCGGAGCUUUAGUUCAGAGGGAGGAGCCUCUGCAAUUCCUGUCUCGUUAUCAUCGCUUCAUCUCCUUUGCUCUCUACCUGGCAGGUUUCUGCAUGUUUGUGCUGAGUUUAGUGAAGAAACAUUAUCGCCUGCAGUUUUAUAUGUUUGCUUGGACUCAUGUGACUCUGUUGAUUGUUGUAACUCAGUCUCACCUCGUCAUCCAGAACCUAUUUGAGGGAAUGAUCUGGUUUAUUGUGCCGAUCUCCAUUGUCAUCUGUAAUGACAUAAUGGCAUACCUGUUUGGAUUCUUCUUUGGCCGGACCCCACUCAUCAAACUUUCUCCUAAGAAGACGUGGGAAGGUUUCAUUGGUGGUUUCUUCUCCACUGUCUUAUUCAGCUUCAUGCUGGCAUACCUGCUCUCUCAGUUCCAGUACUUUGUCUGUCCUGUCGGCUUCAACAGUGAAACAAAUGGCUUUACGAUUGAGUGUGAGACCACAGAAAUCUUCAUUUUACAGAUGUACACACUCCCUGCUGUCAUCCAGAACACACUUGGAUGGAAAACAGUGAAGCUGUAUCCCUUUCAGAUCCACAGCAUCUUCCUCUCCAGCUUCGCCUCCCUCAUUGGACCAUUUGGUGGCUUUUUUGCUAGUGGCUUCAAACGAGCUUUUAAAAUCAAAGACUUUGCAAGCACGAUCCCGGGACAUGGUGGCAUCAUGGACCGUUUCGACUGUCAGUACCUGAUGGCCACGUUUGUUCAUGUUUACAUUGCUAGUUUCAUCAGAGGUCCAAAUCCCAGUAAAGUCCUGCAGCAGCUGCUGAUGCUUCAGCCUGAGCAGCAGCUCAGUAUCUUCUUCACUCUGCAUAGUCAGCUCAAAGAGAGAGGCCUGCUACCCCCUACAGACUGAAUCAGGAACUGGCAGUUUGGCAGUCAGUCUGUCUGUCUGUCUGCAUGAGUGUGUACGACAGUGUAUGUGUGUUUGUGUGCGAAAGAUGACUUGGAGGACCUGACCUGGACAUGACAGGACAUCACAUAGGCACCAGACUACUUUUUAUUUAACAGACUACAAGUCUGUGAGCACCAGGAGACAGGGUUGUAAAAAUAUAUUCACCAAUGGUAUGAAUAUUUUGAAAAUGUGUUAUUUUAGUCAGCAUUUCUGUGCAGUUGUUUUAGCAGCAUCACUGCUGAGUCUCAGUUAUUGAGUCACAGACAUUGGCUGUAUAUAAGGCAUAAACAAAGCUAUCUCCAUUGCCUGUAUUUCUAUUACAGGUGAUGGUUGCAGAGAAACGUGGGAAGGAACGCCACAGGUCAAUAAAAAAUAUAAUCUUACUUGAA